GUAUCUUGGCAGUCAACCGUUGGAGACAGUUGGUGUUCAACGAGCCACGGAGAGCCACAGUUCACCCGAGAAUAUAUAUCUUUCUCUCUCCUGGGAAAUCUUAACGAUAUGUUGCUACUCCAGGCUUCCACAGCGAGGAGUUCAUGUGUGUGGUUUCUGCUGAUUCUCGGACUCCUUUCACAGAGCCAGAACACAUCCGGCUCCUUCUACAAAAUCCGCCCGGGCACCCUGAAGGAAUUCGAGUACGUCAACUGCCAAGGCACCUUUGAUAAGAAACUCUACAAUGAACUUAACCGCAUUUGUGAAGACUGUCAGAAUAUCUACCGCAGGGAUUCCCAACUGGCAAUGAAAUGCAAGGAUAACUGCUUCAAGAACUCAUGGUUCGAAGAGUGUGUUAAUUCACUUUUGCUGAAUGAUCAGAUGGAAAACUAUAAUAAGAAGAUUUCAUAUAUCAAUGGUCAAGACCUAUAAUCUAUUACACGAUGAAACUGCCCAGGAAGGUGGCUAUUUCGGCAACCACGAGUUGUAAAAAAAUACAGUAUUAGGAUUCCGAAUAAACUAUACGUUUCAGAUAUUAAGUGAUACAACCGAAAGAUUUCGAAUUGUAUUGGUUGAAUCCAAUCUACCGAAAUAGCGAAAAUCUUUUCAGUUGGGAUACAACCGAAAGAUUUCUGGCUAGGUUACACUGCGAUAUAAUGUAUAACUUGAAUUAAUUUUUCCACCAAACUAACAAUCACACACACACGGUAUUAGGAAGCCGCUAACUUAGUUAGUUGUCAAAUUUCAAUUAGCGAAUGGGUCACGUACAGAAUGUGUAUAACAUGAGUGGGGAGGCGGAAGGAGAGCUAGAUAUAGAUAGAGAGAGAGAGAUAAAGACAAAUAUAAGUUAAAUAAUAAAUGCAUAUGGGCACAGUAUCUUAAUCUUCUAAAUUCAGGUAUUUUUUUGCAUUAUUGUGGGCAACUUGCAACGCCAAGAAAAUGAUUUUAUGGAAGAGGUUAAUUUUACAUUUACACUACUAGCAGCUAAUGAAUAAGUUUUAACAUACAAUAUGAAAUGUAUUUAAUAUUCUUUUAAUGUUAAAUAACUACACAAUCAGAAUAUAGACCUCAAUAUACACAUCACUAGAAAUGACAAGAUGUUGACACACUGACCAUUAUAAAAUAUAAGGGAAACUGCCGAAGGUUCAUUUCUGAAAAAAAUUUUUGAUUAGUGAUCAAUUUCUACCAGAGGCCGACAUGCUUUCAAAAGUGGUCGGGACGGAACCCGAGAGUAAAAUGGGCUUUAUCUUUGAGAACAGUUUAUCCUCCCGUCCACGAAAAAAUAUUAAUUUUUUAUUCGUUUGCACUGACUCACGUUUCUGACUUUCGAUUAACUGAUAACGUUAUAUAUUUUGAAACACACAAAACACUGGCAUUUAAUGUCAACGUAACUUUGAAAGUUUAUAUGAACUUUAAAAUGGUGUGUCUGGAUAUUUUUUGGUACUAAAACCGACGUUAGCCAAUAUUCCAGUGACUGAAAACAGAUGAAUGGAUGAAAAGAGUCAAUCAUUCAAAUGUACAACUUAAAACUACAUCGAAAUUUACCCCAUUUUCAAUCAUAUUUUCCUUUGUCAUUUCUAGUCUUUUCUUUCUUAUAAUGUAGAUGAGUAUACAGCUCAGUGCUGAGAGAUUAUAGUUUUUUCAUUAGAUUUGAAUCAUUCACUCCUUUCCAUAUCCUCCUGCUUGUGAUUUUUUUUUUUCCAUUCCAUCAACUUUUCUUCUAAAUAUAUGUAGAGUAUUUAUUUUGUAAUUCUUGUUUAUACAUGCAAACAUGGGGCGAACGCGGUUCUUUCAUAUAUCAACUAUACGAUCACGUAAACAUCUUUAGCGAUGAUUAAGGUGCUGAUGCGAACGAAGAUUGCUGAAGGAAAUAAUUGUAUGAUUUAGCCUUUACUCAGCAUCUGAGAUUGUCCAUCAUUCAAGGCCGUUGUAGGUACAGUGGCUGAAAUGUCUUAAUGUUGGAUUCCGCGUGAAUCUGCCUUACUCAAAAAACCGGAAGCCUCAUAUGAGGGAGGUUAGAUAAUUAUCAAUAGAAAGCGCUAAGCCAAAAUAACAAUAUAGCACAUGGACGAGCUAUUAGGACAGCAUAAAUGGGAUAUGAGGAACGAAUGAAAGAACGUGCUAAUCACUUGGGUUAUGGGGAACAGAAUGAUGACCUUCUAGAAGCGAGACUCCGCUCUGCUGACUCAAUCCAAAUGGAUGUGGAACGUCAUUAAAACAGAAUUAAUUUGGUUUUCAUCUGAUUGAAGAGGCUUUAACCAUUUAAAUUUUCUUCUGAUAAAUACACAAACAUAUAUAUCCCUGAAAAAAAGUCCCAAUGUUUACUUAGUCUUGGUGAACAAAUAGCCACCACCCAAUGGAAAUAUGAACGACUGUUGCAACAGGUAUAAUUAACCCAACAUUUCCUUUUGCAUUAUUACUGUCCAUAAUGUGCUGAA
Molecule: messenger RNA, 2477 nt
Organism: Procambarus clarkii (red swamp crayfish)
Lineage: Eukaryota; Metazoa; Arthropoda; Malacostraca; Decapoda; Cambaridae
Product: crustacean hyperglycemic hormone
Biological process (GO): circadian rhythm
Cellular component (GO): extracellular region
Molecular function (GO): neuropeptide hormone activity
Source: RefSeq, a predicted model, not a curated record